Messenger RNA from Acanthaster planci (crown-of-thorns starfish), 1885 nucleotides. Its product is annotated as epidermal retinol dehydrogenase 2-like. The record is from RefSeq and is a predicted model, not a curated record. Gene Ontology annotation, molecular function: oxidoreductase activity, acting on the CH-OH group of donors, NAD or NADP as acceptor. Lineage: Eukaryota; Metazoa; Echinodermata; Asteroidea; Valvatida; Acanthasteridae. Gene Ontology annotation, cellular component: lipid droplet.
UUGUGUGAGCGUUGUGCAGUGGGGUCCGCACGUUUUUCUCUUUUCUCAGUGCAGUUGUGCAUGGUUUUUGUAGGUAGUGUCCCAAACUGACAACAUGUCUCAAGGGGCCCCUUCUGACGAAUUUUCAAAUUCAGAACCCCGUGCACACUCCAUCUUUUCACCGUUCAGUUUUGUGUCGCUGUUCAUCGAAUUGCUGGUGUUAUUCCACCGGGUGGCAGUCGCUGUGCUACGGGGGUGUUUCCGCUUCGUCUUCCCGCGAGCACCCAAGAAUAUUGUGGGUCGCAAUGUCCUUGUCACGGGUGCUGCCAACAACAUUGGCUGCAUGCUAGCCUGGGAAUUUGCUCUGCGCGGUGCCAACUUGAUACUAGUGGACCUAGAUGCUGAAGGCUGUGUCAACCUUGCCAGUGACAUCCAAGACAUUGGCCAAGCAGUGAAAGUGUACAAGUGUGAUUUGACAAAAAGGGAAGAGAUAAAUCGGGUAAUGUGUGAUAUCAUGCGAGAUGUCGGUAAGGUGGAUAUCUUAGUGAACAAUGCAGGUAUCGUCAGUGCCAGGAGACUUCUAGACUGCCCUGAUGCUGUUAUCCAGAGAGUUAUGGACCUCAACAUCAUGGCUUCAAUUUGGAUGACAAAGGCCGUGCUGCCGGGUAUGCUGCAGAGGAACUAUGGUCACAUCGUCAACAUCGCCUCCUUGUCUGGAUACAUCGGGAUCGGAGGCCUGGUUGAUCUGAGCACCAGCAAGUUUGCCUGUGUGGGCUUCUCAGAGGCCUUGGACCUAGAGCUGAAACAGAUCAGGAAGGACAUCAAGGUGUCUGUGGUGUGCCCCUCCCUGCUGGACAGGGGUAUGUUUGAAGGGGCCAAAUCAAGGUUCCCGUCUCCCUUGAAGCCCCAGUAUGCAGUCAGCGAGAUCAUGCGAGGUGUCUUGACGGAUAGGGAGGUCAUAUUCAUUCCAUGGUACAUGCAGUUCACACCCAUCUUCAAAGCGAUUCUACCAGUUGGCGCAUUCAGUGCAUUGUUGGAUUUCUCCACUGGCAUGGACAUCAUGAAGAACAUCAAGGGCUCCAGGAAAACCAGCCUACUGUAGCACUGUCAGGGUGUGGUCCUUGAUUAGGGUGCAGUCCUUCACCAGGGCGUGGCCCUUCAUCAGGGCGGGGACCAACAGGGUCCACUGGGCAAGAUCCUUACAAUGAACACAACCAGAGAAUGUCGCUGAAGUACACCUGUCUAGGGUGUGGUCAUCAGCGAUUGACUUGAUAAUUUAAGUCACUGCAUUCGAACAGUCAAAGGUUUUGAUUGUCCUAAAGACCACUCCCUAGUACGUAUGGUCCAACUUUAUCAGGCAGCCUGUUCGAUUACUUCCCUUGCAUUUACCUGUGGUGUCAUCAUAGGUUUAGAUCUGCAUGCACAAUAUGCAGUAAUAAACAAUCCCGGGAUACUUGGAGUUCCUCAACGAGGACAAGAAGUCACUCAUCAAUUGAAUAUGCAACAUGAAUAUGAAUUAUUUCCCGCCUUUCUUUCACAGAGCCUUGUUGACUCAAGCCAACUUGCCAAAGCAUUCAUGUAUUCUUCUGAAUUAUUUACAGUGCCAACUUUCCUUGCAUUGUUCGAAUUAAGCUGGCACAUUUUUGCAUAAUUAAUUGUGGGAUACUUCCCAAGUAAUCUGCUUGACAGGUUGGUCAUUUUGGGCCAGAUCCACGUACAUGUAAGUGCAAGGGGUCACACAGGGGAAGUAAUUGCUGCCCAGACUGCACUUGCAGUGUCAUUUACAAAGUCAGGGUGCCUUAAAAGAAACUUUGUGUCUUAUCAAAUCCAAAUCAUCUUAACCACUUCAUGCCGGGGCAUUUUUCAAUGUUGAUGAUGCUGGGCCGGCAUGACUAUCAUUUUUUCC